UCUCGAAUGAGUUCAAACCGCUAAGAAUAAUUGUAAGCGGGUCAAAAGGAUCAGGAAAGACAAUGUUGAUGAUUUACUUAGCGCAAUUAGCCUGUCGUAUGUUCGAAGAAAACGAGAAUAAACAGUGCAAGGUAAUUAUAUGCGACGGUUCUGAUGGCAAAGCUCGAGUUCUUUUCUCAGAGCUGAAAAACAAUUUGAAUGAUUCAAACAUCGAAUUUUGGAGACUAGAAAAGUUAUCUAAACUUCAAAGAGGUAUCGUUUUUAUUGACGAAGAACUAUCUGCUCCUACUCUUGUGAAACUAUCCAGAACAAUCAGUAGAAAUGUUCAUUUAUAUUUUGCUUCGUCGAAAGAACCCGGAAAUUCCGAUUUUAGAACCUGGAGAUCUCAACAUUAUCAGGAGUUCAAGCUCGAUCAAACUUUGAGAUCCACAAAACAACUGCACAGGUUUGCCGAAAAUAUCUUCAAAAACAUAGUUGGAAGCCACAAGGUUAUCGAACUAUCCGGGAAUCCACCACAUAGCUUAGAUGGUACUAAUAGAGCUGAUAUUGUAAAUGUUGAAUCUGCAAAUGGUCUUAAAAUUGAUACCUUCAUUGACAAAUGUAUCGAGACAAUUAUGAGAUUUGUUUCACUUUCGUACGCUAUGCCGAGUAUUCUUGUGAUAAUAUCGUUUUUAUCGCCAAAAGCUCAGAUAUUAUUAGUUGCUUGUAUGAAAGAGAAAGGAUUAAUUUUACGCUCUAAUUCUUAUAACCUAGACCUUCAAGGCUGUCAGUUUUUGCCAAUAAUUCAACUGGAGUCUAGCGAUGUUGUCACUGGAAGUGAGUACGGCACGGUUAUUCUUUUAUUAGAGAAAGAUUUCACCGGACGACACCUUGUGGACUUCGUUGAUAGUUUCCUUAUGGUAAUAACACGCGCCACAACAAACCUGGCAAUAGUUGCAACCGACAAGUCUUACUUCAAUUCGGCACUGGAAACACGUGAGAUCUCUGAUUCAGUUACAAAUCUAAAAAACAGAAGAUUUUAUAUUACUGAAAAAAAUUGUUCAAAUUACAUCACGGCGGUGUUAGAAGACGAUGAAAUUUGUCGACCAGACAAAAUUAUUGUCAUUAUUGGCAAUAUGCCAAAAUUGACUUGCUUGGAGGAGACUGAAGUUACGCAACGUUGCCUAAGUUGGUGCUCAACGAAUGAAGUUAAGCAGUACUCUUUUAAGGCAAAAAGUACAACGGUGCUGAAUCUAACAAAUAAAGCAAAAACGAGUUCAGAUGAGGCCCUGAAAUGGUAUCAACAGCAGUGCAUUGCCGCGUUCCUAUUUGUUGUGGAAAAUAGAUUCGACAGAUUCAGUUUCCAAUUAUUGAAUCGAUCAGUUUCUGGAGGCUCAAGUAAUUGUUUUGUUAUAGAAUUUACCUAUAUGACGGUUCCUUUGUUUGAUAUAAGUCAAUUCUGUAAAGGCCUUCAAAAUCAAACAGACGCACUUUGUAACAGACCUUUGGUGCUAUGUCCUCAAUUAGAUCAGUACAAAAGGAGAAUUACAGAUGGUAUCAAGUGUAAUUUAAGUGAAAUGAGGGAUUUGAUAGCAGUACUCAAAGCUCACGUAGAUGCGCGUCCCGGAGACUUUUCUAAUGAAUUCAACCUUUUUGAAUGUCACUUAGAAGCAUUCCAGUUGCUUUUCCUAGAAUAUUUUGAACACGUAAAAUGUGGGGAUAGAAAGCAAGCAGUAGCUACUAGGCAAAAGGUAGCAGAUAUGCUUCAGUACUGUUCUAACUCCUUGCAUAAACAAUUGAAAAUCAUUGUUCAAAAUGACAAAUUCGAUUAUUCGUACCUAUGCAUCCAGUACGCAAAAUGGUCUCUCUGGCUGAAUCCAGAUCUCUCAAGCUUGAACGAAACAGUUAUCGAUAUCUGUCAAAAAUCAAAAAUAAAACUGGAGCAGGAAAAAGUUCACGCCACUAAAUCAUAUGAUCAUGGUGAAUUAUCGGAUUAUGUAGUACCCGAGAAAUGUUUCAACCUUAUACGAGUGUAUGAAAACUGGACCUGGACGAAUCUCAAAAAUCGAGUUGGAGCAGUUCAAAAGUUGGACUUGAUUGGAGCUCACCAGAAUUCUGACCAUAAUGUAAUGUGUCAAUUAUCGAUUGCGAUGAAAGAAAUCCUAGAACUACAAAACUUACUAGAGACACUAACAAACGAAUAUCAAAUCGAAUUUCAGCAAAAUGAUCCGAAAACUAUUUUAGCAGAUAAAAGAAUCUUGAUUGCUAAUAAAUGUGCUGAAGCUGCACAUUGUUGCUUACAGCAAUCAUUUGCCAAGUUCUUCCGUAUUCAUGCUUUAAAGUUUGCCCACCACGGAGUGCUGAUGAAUCCUACCAACUCAGAUUGCUUUGAUAUUCUGAUCAAUUUGUUUCAAUUAGAAAGAGAAGAGGCUGACGAAAACUUGAAAAAGUUUGAGGCCAAGUUUGGUCAAAAUUCAACCGAGAACAAAGAAACAGAUCUAACGACACUGGUUGACAGGGACAUUGAUGCAAUUUCCGUCACUAAUGCAGGCGAAAUUUUUCUCGACCACCUGUGA
Molecule: messenger RNA, 2555 nt
Organism: Symsagittifera roscoffensis
Lineage: Eukaryota; Metazoa; Xenacoelomorpha; Acoela; Convolutidae
Exons: 3
Coding region: 63-2555 (830 amino acids)
Source: RefSeq, a predicted model, not a curated record